UAUUAGGUCACUUUGUGUGUCGUUCCAGGCCCUUGGUUGACCGACAGACACGUACGUGGGCGUCUACAUGCAUUCCAGACGAGUGUGUACUCGAGUGAGCGGUGUCAGUGAGUGACACCGCUCUGUCUGUCUCUGACUGACCCUUUCUUGCUUGAGUCCUUUCUAUCUAUUCAUCCUUGUCUUUGCCAUCAGUCUCAUCUGUCAGAGUCCAGGCAUACAGUCUGUCGAUCCACUUGCACCACACAACGCCAUAGGUGAGCCAGGCGGCCAUCGCCAGAGAGGCAGCCAGCCACGGUAUCAGCUCGAAACACACACGGGGCACACCACAGGGAAGCGAUGACACAACUGACAAAUAAGUACACAAAGGUUGACACCACCAGGUACGCACCCACCGCACAGAAAGGGAUACAAACAUUGCUGUCACGUCCGCGUGAUCCUGCUGGUUGCCCACCGAUAUUGAAUGGCACCGGCUCCUCCAUCAAGCGUGGAUGCGCCGGCACGCCUCUGACUCUUCCCUCCACUUUGAGCACGUAAGCAUCCCCACCACAUAGCCCUUCAUGAUGGGCGUAUGCAUCCAUGGGCCAUGUGGGCACCCUCUGCCCCUCCCACAUGACCGCCACAUCGGCAUCGGUGCUGAAGGCGAUCUUGUCCUCUGUGUCCAGAUGGUCCACGGCUGCCGCACAAACACAUAGAUCCCACUACGUGUUGUGUUGUGCAGCAAGUCAGUCAGGUGGCAUCGCUCCCCCCUCACCUAUCGAGUAAUCGAAUGUCGGCGGUGACGUCCUGAGAUGGGUCGGCAGCUCGUUAGCAAAAGACAGCUUCAUCACAACCGGCGACUGAUUUAUAGAUACAGCAACCGAACCAACCGAAUGAACGUCGCAUUGCAAUCACAGCUGCCUGCCUGCAGGUACUCUUACCGUGCCCAGGUAUGACGGUUUGAUUUCGUAGCGCAUCAUUGGCUCCAGCGAACACCGCAACAAUGCAAACAGAGUGCUCAAACCUGCAAUAACGUCCAGUCCACCACCAGAAGCGGAUGGAUGUACAGAAUGCUGAUGACAGUGAUGUGCCUCCACCGUACCAGGGACGAUAGAACGGGUUUUGAGUUCUUUAUCUGGCAGCAGGAUGGGCAGGAAGUCCGGCAUGUCGGCAAGGGACACCCUCACCUCCUCCCGCAUCAACGGCGUGCAGAUCUGCCACAGGGGGAGAUCGUUCGCCUCUCGCAGGGUCUGUGCUUCACUGCAACGCUCUUUGGUGAUACCCACAAUGGCGACGGCGUCCUGAAAAGGCCAAUUCGAUGCUCAGAUCUGAAGCGAUCAG
This is a messenger RNA of Vitrella brassicaformis, 1317 nucleotides long. The record is from the annotation of a GenBank genome assembly. Lineage: Eukaryota; Vitrellaceae.